GGAACAUCGGCAAGUUGAGAAAGGAAAGAACUUUUAUGAGUUUCAAUUCAAUACAAGGCUUGUCACAUCCACUAUUGUGCAUUUUCAGGUAACUUUUGUUUAAGAAAGUGCUGACUAUAUUGGUAUCUGAGUGCAGUCCAUGACUACCAGCAUCCAUGGUGAUACUAUACUCUUUUCAUUUUUUUUCCUUGAAUUGCUUAACUUUACCCUUUCAGAAAUCGAAAGCCUGCACUCAGGUUUUCUAUUCACUUUAAUCCCUUUUUUGCAGAGCUCUCGGCGGAUGCUUGUAUAGUGGUAUUUAUAUUUUGCUUUACUAAAAGUCUUGAAAAGCUUUUUAAGUUACGUUUAUCAUAUCAGAGCCGCAUCAGGGUGACUUUAUCAGCCAAUAUCGAACAAAAACACAUAGUCUUAAUUAUGAAAGCAGAGUCAGGUUCAUAUGGACUUUAAAGUUUUAAUGCACGUUCUCAUGCUUAAAUCUUCGUAAUGUACUAAUAUGAAUUAAGUGAGGGCUGGAACAAUCAUAUACUCGAUCGUUGUUGCAUUGUACUUUGCACAUAUCCUGUAGUGCAGAUCUGCGGUGUGUUUAUUCUAAUGUGAAUAUGGCUUAUAAUUUGUGGCAUUUUGGGCUAUUUUCCUCUAAUUUCAACCUCUGAUGCAGCUGGAAGUAAUGUCUGAGCAGCCGGCAGCAUAACGAUAUGGCUUCGGAAUUUGGUAUGGGCGACAUCAAAGCAUGAUGUAUAUCUAAUGCAAAAUUAUUCACUCAUGCACUGGUCAUCUCUUCUACAGAGAGGGAAAGAAGUAGUGAAUGUCGCCAGAUCAGUUACCCCCAUUCAGAAACUACCUGGAUUGUUUUCUGAGCCACUCUCCAGGGUGCAAGUUAGCAGCAUGGCAGUCAAAGAAAAUCUGAUCCUGUUAGGAGGGUUCAACGGGGAGCUUCUCUGCAAGUGUGUAAACCAGCCUGGGGUUGCUUUUUGCACAAGAUUGUCAACAGAAGAUAAUGCCAUCACAAACACAGUUGAUAUAUACCCAAGCCCAAGUGGCUCCCUUAGGCUUAUAACCGCAAAUAAUGACUGUCAUAUACGAGUAUUCGAUGCUCAGAGCUUUACACUUGUCAGUGAAUUUGCUUUCGAUUGGUCUGUCAAUAAUACCUCAGUUAGCCCAGAUGGAAACCUACUCGCUGUACUCGGGGACAGUACAGAAUGCUUGAUCUCUGAUUCCCAUUCUGGAAAAGUUAUUUCAAGCCUCAAAGGCCACAAAGACUACUCGUUUGCAUCCGCUUGGCACCCGAAUGGUCUAAUCUUAGCAACUGGAAACCAAGACACCACAUGCCGUCUCUGGGACAUUCGGAAUCCAUCAGAAUCAUUCGCCAUCCUGAAAGGAAACAUGGGAGCCAUCAGAGGACUGAAGUUCACACCAGAAGGACGGUUUCUUGCCAUGGCUGAGCCUGCAGACUUUGUUCACAUCUUUGACACGCAGUCCGGGUUUUUACAAUCCCAAGAAAUUGAUCUGUUUGGAGAAAUAGCUGGGAUCUCAUUUAGCCCCGACACAGAGGCACUAUAUGUUGGGGUCGCAGACCGCACCUAUGGAAGCUUGAUGGAGUAUAAGAGGAGAAAAGAUAAUCACUAUAUGGACUCCUUUUUCUGAGAAAGGUAAAUGAAAAGAAAAAGCAUCUAAAAAAUGUUGUCACAAUUCGGGUUUUACCCUUUUAGUGUGUAUAUGUAGACAGAAACAUAAUUGUAUUCAUAAUUUUCUGUGGUAAUAUCUGUUAUGCAAGUAUAGGAAUCAGUGUUUGUAUGUAACCCUUGUACUCUUGUAGUGUGCCAUAAUAUAGCUUGCCAAACUUUAAAUAUCUUUUGUUGUAAGACUUCUAAGUAAAAGUCUGGUUGUGGAUCAA
This is a messenger RNA of Arabidopsis lyrata subsp. lyrata, 1894 nucleotides long. RefSeq lists its product as uncharacterized. The coding region runs from base 745 to 1644 and encodes 299 amino acids. The record is from RefSeq and is a predicted model, not a curated record. NCBI's taxonomy places the organism in Eukaryota, Viridiplantae, Streptophyta, Magnoliopsida, Brassicales, Brassicaceae. Gene Ontology annotation, molecular function: protein binding. The transcript is spliced from 8 exons.